Molecule: messenger RNA, 1454 nt
Organism: Gossypium arboreum
Lineage: Eukaryota; Viridiplantae; Streptophyta; Magnoliopsida; Malvales; Malvaceae
Product: 2-methyl-6-phytyl-1,4-hydroquinone methyltransferase, chloroplastic-like
Exons: 3
Coding region: 161-1195 (344 amino acids)
Biological process (GO): methylation
Molecular function (GO): 2-methyl-6-phytyl-1,4-benzoquinone methyltransferase activity
Source: RefSeq, a predicted model, not a curated record
ACAUGCUGUUCCAAUUCGAUCCCCACAUUGGUAGCUUUUAGAUCUUUCUCGAAGUCACCAACUCCACGCCUCUGUUACUGCCAUUUGUAAACCAUUUUGAUUCUCUUUACUUCUGAUAAAUAGCAGUGUGUUUUAGCUUUGGUGUUUCUGUGUUUCACGUAUGCAUCAUUUCAUGGCUUCUUCAAUGCUUAAUGGAACUGAAUAUGUGAAGCUCAUUAAUGGAGUAACCCCAUCAGGGUUAGGCUUUUUGGGGUCAAAUUUUCAUUUUAAGGGUUUGUCACAAAAGGGUUUACUUUGUUAUACCAAGAAUCAGAAGACUAGAAUCUUAGCACCUAGAUGCAGUAUAUCAUCCUCAAGGCCUGCUUCUCAGCCUAGGUUCAUACAACACAAGAAAGAAGCAUUUUGGUUUUAUAGGUUUUUAUCAAUAGUGUAUGAUCAUAUCAUAAACCCUGGUCAUUGGACCGAGGAUAUGCGAGAUGAAGCGCUCGAGCCUGCCGAUCUUUAUAGUAGGAAUAUGACGGUAGUCGAUGUCGGUGGCGGAACCGGGUUCACGACUCUUGGUAUAGUGAAGCAUGUUGAUGCUAAGAAUGUCACAAUUCUUGAUCAGUCACCUCACCAACUUGCCAAGGCCAAGCAAAAAGAACCUUUGAAGGAAUGCAAAAUAAUUGAGGGUGAUGCUGAGGAUCUCCCAUUUCCUACUGAUUACGCGGACAGAUACGUGUCUGCGGGAAGUAUCGAGUACUGGCCAGACCCGCAGCGCGGGAUCAAGGAGGCUUACAGGGUACUGAAAAUAGGAGGGAAAGCCUGUGUUAUAGGUCCUGUAUAUCCAACAUUCUGGUUGUCUCGAUUUUUCGCGGAUAUGUGGAUGCUUUUUCCGAAAGAGGAAGAGUACAUAGAAUGGUUCGAAAAGGCUGGUUUCAAAGAUGUGAAACUCAAAAGGAUCGGACCAAAAUGGUAUCGUGGUGUUCGAAGACAUGGCUUGAUCAUGGGUUGUUCUGUGACUGGAGUGAAGCCCUUGUCAGGAGACUCUCCAUUGAAGCUUGGUCCUAAAGCGGAGGAUGUGAAGAAACCUGUUAAUCCAUUUGUCUUCCUUUUUCGGUUCAUAAUUGGGGCAAUAGCAGCAACUUACUUUGUAUUGGUUCCCAUUUACAUGUGGCUCAAAGAUCAAAUUGUUCCAAAGGGCCAGCCUAUAUGAGAUGAGUCAACUACAGAACAAUGAAUUACUGGUUCUAUGUUUCUGCUCCUCUUUACAAGGUUUUGUAAUUAGCCAUGUUUUUGCUCCUCUUUAAUGCCAUAAGUGUGUUUAAUUAAUGUUUAUGUAAACUAUGUUAGUUAGUAGUUUGUAUCAUAUACAUUUUGAUAUAUAUACACAUAUAUGUAUGUGAGAUUGUACUAUAUCCUUUCGGGGAUUAUCUAGAGGUAUUGGAAAUUAGCAAGUUCAUUGUUUGAGUGUA